AUGAAGUGCGCGGGCGGGCGGAUGGGUGGUGGCGAUGCGGAUGCAGUCUGCCGCGUCGAGCGCGCCUGCCGUGUGUUCAAUCGCCUCCACAUCCAGCCGCAAGGGACGACUCAACAGUUCAAUUCCUCUUUCAUGGAGCCACAAGUUCAAUUUCAGUUCCUUGUCUUCCAGCCACACACUACGACUCAACUGAUGACACAAGAGACAAUUGGAGUAUUCUUUAAUCAAGUCAUGGCUGUUAUUGGAGGAAACACUGCUGGUCCCGGUGAUGCUGUCUGUAGCGUCUGCAUGAACCAUGAACAAAGAUUUGCUUUAGUGGAAUUCAGACUGGCUGAGGAAGCAAGCAAUGCAAUGGCUCUGGAUGGCAUUUUGUUUGAAGGGGUGCCAGUGAAGGUUAGAAGGCCAACAGACUACAACCUUUCCCUGGCAGCAGGCUUGGGCCUGAGCCAGCCAAGCCGAAAACUGAAUCUUGCUGCAGUUGGACUAACAGCAGGAUCAGACGGAGGAGGGUUAGAAGAUCCUGACCGUAUUUUUGUGGGUGGCCUUCCCUAUUUCUACUCUGAAGCUCAAGUCCGGGAGUUGCUUGAAUCCUUUGGGCCUCUUCGAGGGUUUGAUCUUGUGAAAGAUAGGGAAACUGGCAACUCAAAGGGCUAUGCAUUCUGUGUUUACUUGAACACCACUGUCACUGACAUUGCUUGCGCUGCACUAAAUGGUACUAAGAUGGAAGACAAAACCCUUACUGUCAGACGAGCAAACGAGAGUGCAUCUCAGCCCAGACCAGAACAGCUAAGUAUCCUAUUGAAGGCCCAGCGACAGGUGCAAAUGCAGAAACUUGCCAAUCCAGUUGGAGCGGCCCCUACAAAGGUGGUUUGCCUCGUCCAGGUGGUCAGUGCAGAUGAAUUGAAAGAUGAUGAAGCGUAUGAGGACAUCAAGGACGACAUGAGGCAAGAAGCAUGCAGAUAUGGUAAUCUGGUGAAAGUUGUGAUCCCACGUCCUGACCCCAGCGGACACCCGGUCACUGGAGUCGGAAAGGUGUUCUUGGAAUAUGCAGACGUCUACAGUGCCACCAGAGCAAAGAUGGCUUUGCAUGGAAGGAUCGUCGCAUUCGAAAUCCGGAGGAAAAAUAAGGAAAAAGACGGCGCCAAACUGGUCUGA
Messenger RNA from Miscanthus lutarioriparius, 1155 nucleotides. The record is from the annotation of a GenBank genome assembly. NCBI's taxonomy places the organism in Eukaryota, Viridiplantae, Streptophyta, Magnoliopsida, Poales, Poaceae.